AUGUCCAGCUACCAGAACGGCACAAAUGGCCACUCGGCCAGCAAUGGCGUCAAUGGCAAGGCGGCCAAGAGCCAGACCGUCAUCGGCCCUGACCCCAACGCUGAGAGGACGGCUAGCAUGGCCAAGCCCAGGCCUACCUCAAUGAAGCUCCCCUUUACCGGCGCCAGCAGACAAGGAGUAGAGAAUGCGUUCGAGAGACACAGGCAGACCAUCCAGUCCGCUGUCCAGCCUCUGCCUACCCAGCAAGGCGCGGGCACCUUCAGCGAGAACAAGAAGUGGGGCAAGCUCAGCAGUGACUUGAUGACCCUUCGAUGGGCAGACUUCAAGACCCUGAAGCACAUGGUCGUGGCCAAGAUUAAGGGCGAGAAGAUCACAGAUGACAAGACCAUGAUCAUGGAGAAGGUCAUCCAGAUGGUCUCUAACCUCCCCAGCAACUCCAAGCUACGAGUGGAGUUGACCAACGCCUUCUUGGGUGAGCUGUGGUACACACUCGAGCAUCCCCCUUCGAUAUACGUUGGUGAGGAGUACCAGUACAGGAAGGCCGAUGGUUCUUGCAACAACAUCAUGUUUCCCCAGCUCGGUGCUGCCGGCAACACCUACGCGCGGUCCGUGAGGCCGAACGUCAUUAGGCAGGGCGCUCUUCCCGACCCUGAACUCAUCUUCGAUUCGGUCAUGAAGCGCACCGAGUACAAGUCGCACCCCAACAACGUGUCCAGCAUCCUCUGGUACUGGGCUAGCAUCAUCAUCCACGAUCUGUUCUGGACCGACUACCGCGACAUGAGCAAGUCCAAGACGUCUUCCUACCUCGACCUUUCUCCCCUCUAUGGCAGCAACCAGGAGAUGCAAGACACCAUCCGUACCUUCAAGGACGGUAAGCUCAAGGUCGAUUGCUACGCCGACAAGCGUUUGCUGGGCAUGCCUCCCGGCGUCAGCGUCCUGCUCAUCUUCUUCAACCGUUUCCACAACUACACCUGCGACAACCUGAUUGCCAUCAACGAGGACGGCCGGUUCAACAAGCCGUCGCCCAAGCUCGAGGGCGAGAAGGCGGAGGCGGCGUGGAAGAAGUACGACAAUGACCUGUUCCAGACCGCCAGGCUGAUCACGUCCGGCCUGUACAUCAACAUCACCCUGCUCGACUACGUCCGCAACAUUGUCAACCUCAACCGUGUCGACACUACUUGGACACUGGAUCCCCGUGCCGACACCGGCAUUGACGUUGGCACCAAGGAGGGUGCGGAGCGCGGUACCGGUAACGUGGUGUCCGCCGAGUUCAACCUUUGCUACCGCUGGCACUCGUGCAUUUCUGCCAAGGACGAGGCCUGGAUCGAGGAGUUCUACUAUGAGCUCUUCGGCAAGCCCGGCAGCGACGUUAACUUCCACGAGCUGAUCAUGGGCUUCUCCAAGUUCGAGGGUAGGAUUCCUGCGGACCCGGCAGACCGGCCCAUUCCCAAGCGCAAGGGCAACUUCACCCGAGACGCCAACGGCAAGAUCGACGAUGAUGAGCUCGCCGAGUGCAUUGCCGAGGCCAUCGAAGAUCCGGCCGGUUCGUUCGGCGCUAAAAACGUCCCCCCUUCCAUGAGGGCCGUCGAGAUCCUCGGCAUCAUCCAAGGCCGCAAGUGGAACCUUGCCGGCCUGAACGAGUUCCGCAAGCACUUCGGCCUCAAGCCCUACGAGACCUUCGAGGACAUCAACUCGGACCCCGGCGUGUCCGAGGCUCUCCGCCGGCUGUACGACCACCCCGACUUCGUCGAGCUCUACCCCGGCAUCGUCGCCGAAGAGCACAAGUCGCCCAUGGUUCCCGGCGUGGGCAUCGCGCCGACCUACACCAUCUCGCGCGUGGUGCUGUCGGACGCCGUCUGCCUCGUCCGCGGCGACCGCCACCACACCGUCGACUACAACCCGCGCAACCUGACGAACUGGGGCUACAACGAGGUGCAGUACGACCUGAACGUCAACCACGGGUGCGUCUUCUACAAGCUCUUUUUGCGCGCCCUGCCCAACCACUUCAAGGAGAACUCCGUGUAUGCCCACUACCCCAUGGUCACCCCCGCCGAGAACGAGAAGAUCCUCAAGGACCUCAAGCGCGACCACCUCUUCGACUGGAGCCGGCCCGGCCGCCAGGCCAAGCCGCACCAGGUGACCACGUACGCGGGCGCCAAGCACGUGCUCGACAACGAGAAGGAGGGCGCGUACAAGUCGUCCUGGCACGCCGGUCUCGAGUCCAUCCUCGGCCAUCCCCUAAACAACAACCCCGACGCCCACGACAGCCAGCGCCGCGACAUCCACGAGCAGCUGUACAGCGCCGAGUGGGCGAGCCAAGUCAAGGCCUUUUUCCAACAAACAACCGACGCCCUCCUGGCCGGCGAGAGCUACAACGUCGGCGGCCACCUGCUCGUCGACCUAGUCCGCGACGUCGGCAACAUUGUGCCCACGCUGUUCGCCGCCACGGUAUUCGACAUUUCCCUCCAGGGCAAGAACAACGCCAAGGGCUUGUACACCCCUCACGAGCUGUACGCCGUGCUAGCCGUCAUCUUCGCCGCCAUCUUCUACGACCACGACCCCGUCAAGACGUACCAGCUGCGCGACGCGGCCCGCACGGUGGCCACGCAGCUCGGCGGCGCGUUGGAGGCCGGCGUCAAGAGCCAGACUUCCUUCUUUGGCUCUCUGCUGGGUGGUAGCGGCAACGAUAACCCGCUGACUGCCUACGGCAGCGACCUCGUCAAGCGGUUGUCCAAGGCCGGACUGAGCGCGUCUGAUGUCGCCUUCGGCCAGGUCUUGCCCAUUGUUGCGUCGAGCGUGCCGAGCAUCGCGGAGGGGUUCGCGAGCGCUGUGGACUUUUAUCUCGGCGAGGCGGGUCAGCCGCAUUUGGCUGCUAUCCAGGAGCUGGCGAGGCAGCCGGCCAGUGCGGAGGCGGAUGCGCAGUUGCUUGGGUAUGUUCUGGAGGGGAUUCGGUUGUCGGGUAACACGCUGGGAGCGUUCAGGCAGGCGAGUGCCGUGGAUGCGAUCAAGGAGGAGGAUGGUGGCGAGGUGAGGGUGCAACCUGGUGAUAGGGUUUUUGUUAGUGUUAAAUCCGCUGCCCAAUCACCAACCACCUUUCCCAGCCCCGAGGACAUCAACCCGUCCCGCCCGCUGGACGCCUACAAGAUCUUCUUCUUCGGCACGCACUCGUACCUUGGCCACGAGGUCAGCCAGAUCGCGUUGACGGAGAUGUUCCGCAGCUUGUUCAAGCGGAGCAACGUCCGUCGGGCUCCCGGGCCGCAGGGCCAGCUGAAGAAGAUUACGAGGGAGUUGAACGAGGAGCUUAGCCAGACUUUCUACCUCAGGGAGGACUGGGGCGCUGUGACGCCGUUCCCGGUGACGAUGAAGGUUACUUGGGAUGAGUAG
Neurospora tetraspora is the source of this 3384-nucleotide messenger RNA. RefSeq names its product heme peroxidase. The transcript has 4 exons. The record is from RefSeq and is a predicted model, not a curated record. Lineage: Eukaryota; Fungi; Ascomycota; Sordariomycetes; Sordariales; Sordariaceae. Gene Ontology annotation, biological process: response to oxidative stress. Bases 1 to 3384 code for a protein of 1127 amino acids. Gene Ontology annotation, molecular function: heme binding; monooxygenase activity; iron ion binding.